Messenger RNA from Haliotis rubra (blacklip abalone), 1690 nucleotides. RefSeq lists its product as uncharacterized. The transcript has 3 exons. Bases 721 to 1197 code for a protein of 158 amino acids. NCBI's taxonomy places the organism in Eukaryota, Metazoa, Mollusca, Gastropoda, Lepetellida, Haliotidae. The record is from RefSeq and is a predicted model, not a curated record.
CAUGCAUAAGAUCAGUGAAGGACUACCGAUCUGAAACGUUUCUGGAACAUCGAGACUUCAAAUUGUUGUCUCUCCGUGUGACUAUUUUCAGUCUCGGGUAUGGAUUGUUCCCCAAUGACGUAGAGAGCAAUCGACUCCCAAGCUGUAAAACUACAUAUUGGUAUCCGUUAAAUGUGUUGGCAAUACUAAGAUGAAGUGAGCUGGUGCCUUUCAGUGAGACCGUGUUAAUUAGAAUGUUGGCAUCUAUUCUCCCGUGACAAACCAAAUGGGAUGGGAGAUGCCGAUAUUUUCCGGAUGAUGAACCACAGGAGGGUUCCAUUCUAAACCUCAUCGCAAAUGAUCAGGACUUGAUGUCUGUGUUCACAGAUGAGCUUUCCGCUUGAAGGCAUCUCAUGUACUGGACUUUGUCUCGUGAAUUAAUCAUAGAAUCACCGAGCAUAGUAGACGCGCAGAGAACGUAUAAAACCGGGGCAGUGAUUGUGACGUCACCUCUCACGGGAAUCACAGCAAUGGGGCAUCGACGUAAACACACCUAAACACAGUCUGACGAAGAUGACGAAGAAACAUUGAACACGUCAACCGUGUAGCUUUCUUACAUUCAUCUUACUAAACACGUUACACGUGGCUGUGGAAGGUGCUAUGGGGACAGAUUGACACAUGCUUCUGGGAAUGGUUUUAUCGCGGAUGCUUCCUCACCUUUGUCUAUAAAGGACUAACGACAUGGAAUUACUGCACCUGUCACAACUGAAGGCCUGGUUCGCUGGUGUCAUCAUUGCUGUAGGAUUCCUUACAGGUGACGGAGCGACCGUUCCUCCCACCUAUCAGUCCAUCAACAGUCUGACCUGCUAUGACUGUUCCGAGAACACAAAGGAUGCUAAUAACUACUGGGAUCCCUUUACGCCCUGCCAGAGUAACCUUAGUGCAGUACCCCUCAGGCAUUGUCACUCUACAGACAAGUACUGUAAGGUGGAGCGUGUGACGGUCAAAGGGAUGACCAUCAGCAUCAACAGAGACUGCACCGCUGAGUGCAAAUACGGCUGCAGAGCCUCCGGGUACGGCGUCACAAAAAUCAGAUGCAUAUCCUGCUGUAGAGAAAACGCCUGCAACACCGACAACGUGGGCAGUAGGACAACUUUGAGUCUAACGACUUUGGCAAUAAUGAUGUGUUAUUUCAUGGUGACCCACGUUGUAAGGUAGCGCACUCGUGCGUCACUAGUGCGAAGACAGAAGUCAUCUUGAAGGGGAAAGGUACUUUUCGACGAGGGCAUUUAACAGUGUAUAUGUAUAUUACAUACAAACCGUUACCUUGACAUCAAUAACACAAGGGGAACACACUUCCGUAGCUGCCAGCAAGUGUAUGUCAAGGUGUAUUGGAUAAUAUGAACUAUAUAGAAAUGCAUGGUACAUUAUCAAAAUAACAUGUAACAGACAAUCAGGGUGUGAUUGUAGCAUCAAACAGUAUAAUUUUCAUUGCAAUGAUAUAUUUAAUUACAUACAUAAAAGAAACUAAGGCACAUCAUUAGGAUAUUCUCUAUCUACACACAAUUACUCGCUGUUUUUCAUAGUUUCAAGUUAAUAGGGGGUUUUUAAAAACGAAUUAUGAUAUGAGACACAUGUCGGACAAAAUUUCAUUGUGAUGUUACAUGUGAUGUUACAAUAGGCUAGAAAAUGAAUAUCGGUAUUAGUAGGG